Peronospora belbahrii is the source of this 2088-nucleotide messenger RNA. NCBI's taxonomy places the organism in Eukaryota, Oomycota, Peronosporomycetes, Peronosporales, Peronosporaceae. The record is from the annotation of a GenBank genome assembly.
AUGAAUAGCACUGGUCCAAAACGUCGUUACGUACGUGCUAGUGACCGACGCCUUGCUGAAGUAGCUGCUCAAGCUGCAGCCCGUAUUGACCUCAAAGCAUUGCAAUAUCGACGCUCAGCAUCUACUGGUAUCAUGACGGAACGCUCGAUUGACGGUACCGUUAUCACUUCAACAAGUGUCAUUGAGUGUUCACUUGCUGAAAUGCGUGGAUUAUUAGCAUCACCUACUAGUGAUCGGUAUGCCUGCGUGAUGCGAGAAUUGGUCGGGCACGACUUUAUCUAUGGAGCUAUUGUACAUCAUGCCGAGAAAACUACGACGCAGAACAUUACGGUCCGAACGGCAACGUUUUUGAAGCGCCACAUGCUGGCACAUAAUGAGCAAUGGUGCCAUGUGAGUGCUCUUAAGACGCUGGAAGCUUUUAGCAAGGAUCAAGUUCAAGGGUUUACCGUUUCACUUGCGUCGCUGCAUCCAGAUGAUGUGUUCACGGGCAAGGCUCAAGCUGCUAGUGUAACUAAUAUCCGAGGACUCUCUGUGCUCUAUCUCGUCACUGCUGAACCACACGGGCUAAUAAAGGGAAGAAGAAAAAAGCGAGCCGUCCGAGUCACGUUUUGCGCACAUGUAGCAACAACCCUUGGCUACAGUAGACCCUCACCCUUUCGAUGGUUCAAGUUAGCGAGGAAUGGCGAAGAAGCCAGCGAUGCAUCGAAUGGAGCUGUGCUUGCACGGGCCGUACAGCUCGCGCGCACACUGAAUCAUCUUCAUGUUGCAGUGCGUCGGCAUCGGCUUGACGCGCAAGUACUUGUCGACUUGCAAAAGGUGCAGCCUAAUAACUCUCGCUGUGCGUGCUGUACGCGCCGUAUCAGUGUCGUUAAGAACAUAUUCGGCAUCUCGAAGGGCGAAAAAACGUCGUCGCAGAGUUCCAAGCGCUGUCAAUUGUGCGGGUUUCUUGUCUGUGCUCGUUGUGUGUGUACGAUCGGCAAGGAAUCCUUGUCGGGAAUGUCGGAGCCUUUAAACAACGGUACAAAACACAGCCAGGUCGUAUGUCUUUGCGAACACUGCAUGCAGCGCGUUGACGAUGCAGACUAUGACAAUUACUGCACUUCAAGUAGCAGUUUGUCGCCUGUGUCUGUCCAGCCUGAUUCUCCUAAUACUGAACCAGCUAGCGUGGUGAUCGCACGUGCCCUUAGCCAACUGCUCGGAAGUGCUUCUCAAGAAGACAAGCCUGCAGUUAUUCGAGUGAUCAAGCACCUCCUUAGCUUGAAUCAUCAGAAAGAACACAAUAAAUUCCGUGCCGACUCGGCUGAAUUGGCCAAGAGCUUGGGCCAAUUAGCAGAGAAACAAGGAUUCUUAGCGGGUAUACCGAAAUCAAAGACGAAGCAGGUUCCUGAAGUCACGCCUGGGGGCUCAUCAAGUCCAGAAGUUUGUGACGUUCCCCCUGUAGCAGGUGCCACGGGACGUCAAUACGCGCUGCAGUAUGCAGAUCUGGGUGAUAGCAAUGCUGCUGUGGAAGAUGCUGAAGACACUGAAGAUGCCGGUGAUGCCGGUGAAGAGGUUAUCAGUUUGGCGCGCCAUCCCGUUCCAGCUGAUGAAGCCCGUCGUUUGCAGUGGAUUAACAGUCAUCCUAACAUUAUUUCGAGCAUGAUGAAUCUUCCGGACCUGAUGGUACUGUGCAAUAUCGCUCGUUCGGAAUUACAAUGUGAUACUACGCUGGUUACCAUUGUAGGACCCAGUGUGGUGCACGUGGUGGCAUCCACCAACCCUGUUUGGAUAGGGUCCCAGACUCCUCGUGAUCACUCCUUGUGUACUCACGCCCUCAUGAAUGGAGCGCCGCUUUUUGUUCGCCAUCCCGAAGCUGAUGUACGCUUCAGUGCGAUGAAUGCUGUGCGUCGUGGUGACAUACGUUUCUAUUUUGCCUUUCCUAUAAGGAUCAUGUGCCCAAAUGGUGGAGGUUCAACUGCCAUUGGGACGUUCUGUUGCAUCAGCGCUGGCGAAAGUCGCAACGUAUCGGAACCCCAGUACGCGCUCAUGGCUACUCUUGCCGACGGUGCGUCGCGCGUCAUGGAGACGCUUGCUGAAGAACUUAGGUGA